GCGUCUCUCAGUUGUCGCCGCGGCGCUGUCGCAAGAUAUAAAAAAAAUAUAAAUAAAUAUAAAUAUAAUAAAUAAAUGCUUAUUUUUAUUUGAGCUACGUGCGCGGAUUUAAGUGACUAUAAUUGAAUUGAAAGUGCAAGCUGCGUCAGCCACUGAUACAGAUACAUUUACGGCUACAGCUACAGAUACAGAUAUAUUAAGAGAUUUGCCGUAGACGGAAACGGAUUGAAGGGCGCGUGUUGCACGCUGGCACGCGUCGUAUGCCGCUAUUGUCGCUCAAGUUGCCGAACCACAACAACAGCAAAGCUAACAAAGCAAAGCACACACGCACACUCCCACACGCACAUUAGCACACGCACAUAAACACACGCCCACACGCCCGCAUACACACUCACAUACACAUACACAUAAUAGCGAGCAAUGUGCUGCCUGCAUCUGAAGAACUUUAAAUGCGCGAUUCGAGUGCCCGCCCAGCGGUCAGCAAAGACAUUGCCCAAGUGCCAUAAGAGUUAAAGCGGCAGCCAGUGGUACCACUUAAAGGUUAGCGGCAGCUGCUGCGCAUAGCCAAAAAGCAAAAGCACUCAUAAAUUGUCACAAGUAUUCACACACAAAUACACGCAGCACACUCGCACACACAUUUGCACGCUUAAACAGCGUCAGCUGUACAGCAUGCCACGCCCACUGGUGCUGCUGCUCAGCCUGGUGCUGGUGCUGCUAAGCGGGCCGGUAUGGGCGCAGCGUCCGCUGCUGAAUCACACCUUCAACUCGCUGCCCAUGUCGCAGCACCAAAGCAACAACUACAACAACUACAACUAUCAGGGUCCGGGCAAGCAGCUGCGGAAUGGGCGCCUGCACGAGCAGCCGCAGCCGUUGCCGCUGCCCACGCUACCGGGCCUGGCACAGCCCGUCCAUGUCUAUGACGACUACGAGGGUGAGGCGAGCGCGGGCACUUUUGGUUCACGACCACCCCCGGGCAGCCGGCGCGAUACACGUCGCCGCCUUAAUCUGUCGAACGUGGGCGCAGGCGGUGCGCCACGCCCCGAGCGCGGCAACGGGCAGCGCGGUAUUGAGUCGCUGCGCAAGGAGCUGAUGAAGCCAUCGGUUGGCGGACCCGGCGGCGGUAUCUCCGGUAGCAGCGCCGGCUAUGCCUCCUACUCGGCCACCUCCUCCAUUGGCAAGAUCGAUGGCCUGGGCGGCAUCGGUUCCGCAGAUCGGUACGGCGAGCGACUGCGUCAGCCCACUGGUGCGGCGGCCAUGACAGCUGGUCCGGCAACGGGGCCAUAUUCCACAAGAUUUCCGCCACUCUACGCGGGCUUGGAUAGCCAGCCGAUACGUACGUACCCGCGCAAGAAUUCCAUCAGCGAGCUGCUCAAGCUGAAGAAGAGCUUUAACCAGGCGGACGAACCGGCCGGUGGUGUAACCCAUGGCAACAUGGAGGGCGACACCGAUGCCGAUGUGGAUCAAAUUGAUCCCAUACAACAAAUCAAGGAGCGCAUUCGGGACACAGCGCCAAAGCCGAACACCUAUUCACCACACACGGAAUCAACGCCCUCUACGGAAAUCGAAGAUUUGCUGGGCGUUAAAUGCAACUUUGAGACGUCCUGCGCCUGGAUUUGGACAGAGAAUCUGUCCGAUGGUUUUCAGGUGCUCAGCGGCACAGAGCUGGCCAAGAAGAAUAUGACGGGUCUGUUGCCUGGACCCGUAGCGGAUAGCAUAGACGAUGCCAAUGGUCACUUUUUGUAUGCCCGGGUGCAGCCCACCACAAAGCAGCUGAAUCUGACCUCGCCGUCGUUUAGCACCACUUUGGAGAAGUGCUAUCUGGAGGUUUACAUGCAUCAGAGCGACAUGAGUCAUGGUCUGUCGCGUGUGGUCGUGGAGCCGUUGCAUCCGCAGGAGAGCAGCUGGGUGCCGGCCGAAAUACAGGGUGACAAUUUUCGCUCGUGGACGCACAAAAUAUUUCGCCUCGGACGUAUCUCACGUGAUUUUCGCAUCGUAUUCGAGAUUGUGCCCGAGCUGAAGCAGGGCCAGAAGGCGCAUGUGGCACUUGAUAAUCUGCGCAUGGUCAAUUGUUUUCCGGAGGGCACCAAGUCGGAGAAGUGCAGCACCUCACAGGUCAAGUGCAUGAUGAACAAAGUGCCCGUUUGUAUACCCCUGCCACGGAUUUGCGACAUCACGCGCGACUGCGACGAUGCCGAAGAUGAGCUUCAGUCAUGCGACAAGAUACCCUAUGGCGGUCGCUGUGACUUUGAGGAUGACUGGUGCGGCUGGCGCGACUCUGGCAGAACCACAUUGAUUUGGUCGCGACACACUGGCUCCUCGCCCACUCACGACACUGGACCCGAUGGCGAUCACACACAACAGCAUCUGCUGAACACCACUGGGGGCUAUUAUAUGCUCGUCAACAUGAACCAGCACAUCAACAACACCGAAAAGAGCUCGACUAUUGGAUUUGCCAGCAAUGCCAUCAUGCUCAGCAAGAACUUCAAUCCGCCGCCCUCUGUGCAUGGUAAUCCCGACUCGCCCUAUCGUAACUCGUGCGUGGUGCGUUUCUACAUCCAUCAGUUCGGCAAGAAUCCAGGCAGCAUUAAUCUAUCCGUUGUCGAAAUGAAGGAGAAGGAGAAUAUAACCACCACGCUCUGGUGGAGCACCAGGAACCAGGGCAGCGACUGGCUGCGCGCCGAAUACGUGCUGCCCAACAUUACGUCCAAAUACUACUUGAAUUUUGAGGCGCGCAUGGGCAUGCGCAUCUUUUCGGAUGUGGCUGUCGACGACUUUUCUCUGAGCCCCGAAUGCUUUGGCCUCAACAUACCCGAGGAGCAUCUUAACGGAUACAAUUAUUGGGACGUUAGACAAAAUCUCAAGAGCCCGACACAUCACGACUUUGACCAUACCAACUAUCUAGAAUUGACAACUUGCGACACAAGAGGCAUGAUAGGACCAACGCAAACGCAAUGCGAAAGCGCCUACAAGGAGCAGAAUCAGAGCCAUGUGCUCCGCGAAGUCCACGUUGUGGAGGAUCAGAGCACCUACAAAGGCAUGCAAAAAUGGAAGGUGCCCAACGAGGGUCACUACACCAUCAUUGCCAAGGGUGCCAGUGGUGGUCUGGGUUCUGGAGGCGUGGGCAGUUCGCGUGGUUCUGUGGCCGUCGCUGUGCUGGAACUGCUCAAAAACGAGGAGCUCUAUUUCCUAGUUGGCCAGCAGGGCGAAAAUGCCUGCAUUAAGUCCAUGGGAGUGCACAAGGAGGCGGGCUGCGGCACGGAGCAUGAUCUGGACCUGGGACAAUACAGUUUUCGCUCCAAGCAGGACAUGGUAAAGAACAUUUACAUUGAGAAUGGCGCUGGUGGCGGUGGCGGUGGCUCCUUUGUCUUUCUGCUCAACCAAGCCAAAAACGAGGCGGUCCCGCUGCUGGUUGCCGGCGGUGGCGGCGGCCUAGGCAUUGGCCAAUACAUAGAUGAGGACUUUCAGCAUGGCCAGAAGGCCAAGCCAUUGCAGGCGCCUGAAAGUGGUCAGAUCCACGGUGAGCAGCUAAACAAGAAAACCGCCGGACCCGGCGGCGGCUGGCGCGCCAAAGAGGAUCAGGCGUUGAGUCCCACCUAUGGCGCUGCGCUCCUACAAGGCGGACGCGGCGGUCACUCCUGCUACGUGGAGCUGGCAGACAAUGGCACCACGGUUCAUAGACAUGGCCAAGGUGGCUUUGGUGGCGGCGGCGGUGGCUGCAACACCGGUGGCGGCGGAGGCGGCUACGCAGGCGGUGAUGUUUACCUGAACGAGUCGAACGGCGAAGGUGGCAGCUCUUACAUUAGCAACAGUCGCAGCCUCAGGGAUGCCAGCGAGAUAUAUGCGGGCGCCAGCAGCGGUUCAGGUGCCAUUAUCAUUAUUCCAGCCAUUGAGGGUUGCGGAUGCGACUAUCGCUGCGUGGCCCUGGAUGAGUUUAGGUCCAAGGUGCGAUGCAUCUGUCCGGAUGGCUGGAGCCUGAAGCGGGACAACAACACAGCCUGUGAGCGACAGGAGGAAGCCGGCAAGUCUUCCUUCCAGUAUCUGGUCUCCAUACUAAUGAUCUCCCUGGCCGUGCUCUUCAUCUGCAUAGCUGCGCUCAUAUUUAUGCUAUACAAUCGUUACCAGCGCAAGAAGCAGGCCAAGAUGCGCCACAAAAUGCUCGUCGAACAGGAUCUGCAGCUAAGUCGCCUGCGCCACAACAUUGACGACUCCAAUCUGAACAAUUUUAAUCCUAACUAUGGCUGCGAUGGCAUUCUGAAUGGUCACAUAGAUGUCAACAGUCUGCCGCAGGUGGCACGCGAGAGCCUACAGCUGGUCAAUGCUUUGGGCAAGGGCGCCUUUGGUGAGGUCUACCUGGCGCUAUAUCGCCAUCGCGAUGGCGAUGCUGUGGAAAUGCCAGUGGCUGUGAAGACACUGCGUGAGGAUCCCAAGCGUGAGAAGGAGGAGGAUUUCCUGAAGGAAGCUGCAAUUAUGGCCAAGUUCAAUCAUCCGAAUAUGGUGCAUCUAAUCGGCGUCUGCUUCGAUCGUCAGCCCUACUAUAUUGUCCUAGAGCUGCUCGCCGGUGGUGAUCUGCAAAAGUUUUUGCGUGAGAAUCGCAACACGCCCGAACGACCCUCGCUGUUGACCAUGAAGGAUCUGUUAUUCUGCGCCCUGGAUGUGGCCAAGGGCUGUCGGUACAUGGAGAGCAAGCGGUUCAUUCAUCGCGACAUUGCCGCUCGCAACUGUCUGCUGAGCAGCAAGGGUCCGGGUCGGGUGGUGAAAAUAGCUGACUUUGGCAUGUCCCGGGAUAUAUACCGAUCCGAUUACUAUCGCAAAGGCGGAAAGGCUAUGCUGCCCAUCAAAUGGAUGCCGCCGGAGGCUUUCCUCGAUGGCAUAUUCACAUCGAAAACGGAUGUCUGGUCCUUUGGCAUACUGUUGUGGGAGGUGUUCAGCUUAGGCCGUUCGCCAUAUCCCGGCCAGCAUAAUACACAGGUCAUGGAGCUGGUGGUGCGCGGUGGACGUCUUGGCUCGCCCACCGAAUGUCCCGUGUCCAUUUACAAGAUAAUGGCCGACUGCUGGAAUCCCACGCCCGAGGAUCGUCCCACUUUCACCAGUCUGUUGGAGCACCUAACCGCCUGCACACAGGAUGCAAGCAUUAUGAAUGCACCGCUACCCAAUAUACUGGGUCCGACGGCCUCCGAGCGUGAUGAAACUGUUAUACGGCCGCCAAAUGGCGACGAGUUUUGCCUAGCUGUGCCGGACUAUCUGGUGCCGCUGCCUGGCAACGGCAUGCCGCAUGCACCCGGUGGUGUUGGUGGCUCCUAUGCACCCACUGCUCAGCGCCAGCAAAACACCUGCACGCCGCCAGCUGUCACCUCGCCCGCCGCACCCAAGCCACCCUCAAUGCCGGAACAACUGGAGGGCGCCGCUGCGCUUAACGGCGGCGGCAGCGAUUGCUGGGAAACCUCCUUCAUACUACCCAAUUCGAAGAGCGAUCAGCCGCUGCUCAGCGCCGGCGCGAUCACGACGAUGGCCAGCGGCGAUUCGCAACGCAAUCUACAAGCGGCUGCAGCCGUCGCAUCCAUGGCUGCCUCUGCCACGGCCACGCCCAUACUACGCUCGCCCACGCACAGCGAUGAAGCAAAGUUGAUUAGCUUGGAUACACCGCAGCCGACGCCGACGACCAUACAACCGCCGCUGUCGUUUGCCUCACAACUGGACGGCAUCACGCUAGAUCCGGCGGCUUUGACCAAGAGCCUGGCCAACGGUGGUGCACACAAUGGUGGUACUGGUCCCGCUGGUGGUGCUGCCGGUGCUUUAGGUGUUGCCGCCAAUGGCAGCGCCAAGCAGUCCUAUGCCAAUGUACAGGUGCAGCUGAAGGGCGAACAGGAGCGGGAGUGCAGCAAACUAAAUGGCAGCCUGCCCGCUGGCAAUGGAGCGAUUAUCAAUGGAGAGACAUCGACGGGCGGAGCCAAUGCAAAUGACUCACCCUUCACCAUACAAGGCUAUGCGGAGCGUUACAAGGACAACAACAAUCAUUCCGAAAUCAGUUGUUAGAGCAGCAUAGCAGAAAAAGUUAAGCACAGGGUGACUGUGUGUGUGAGUUUACCGCUACAGGGUGUCGCACGGCUGCAGGCUCAAAGCUUGCCGAAAGCCGAAGUUAUCGAUAAUUUAUCGCAGCUUGUGAAUACGGAUAUGUCUUGUUUAGGGCCCCGGCCCAGUCACAUUUUGUUUGAGAGCUAAAACGCAUUAUGCACAUUUAUGGCAAAAACAAACAGAAAAAAAAAAAAACAAAUCGAGUGAGAAGUUCACAAAAAUUGUAUUGUAAUUUAUAAUUAAAAAUUUGUAUGCGUCAAAGAACUCACACAUAAUUACAUAUAUGAGAAACAAGAAAAGAAAUAAUAAUGAAAAUUAGUUGAAAAUUAGUUUUAGUUUUAGUUUAGUUUAGUUUAGUUUUUGUAAGCCAUUAGUUUGCCAAUUGCAAGAGGUUGUAUAUACGUAUAUUUGAUGUAUUUAAAUAUCUUGAGUUUGCCGCAAUUUUUUAUAAUUGAAUAUUAUUUUAUUACUUAAGCUGCUGACUGAAAUGCUAAACAAUAUUCCUAAACAACAAAUUUGCUUAUAUUUUAUACGUAUAAACCAUGUAGUCGAUGUGUGUCCAACAGACAACAAUAAAACAUACCAACGCAUAGUCAUUUAUUGAUUUAUUUUAGUUAUUUUCCUAAUUUAUAUUUUGUAAUGCAAUGUAGUCUAUAUUCAAACAGCGAGCAUAUUUUUAAUAUAUAUUUUUUAGUACCCUUUUUUGCUGUUUAUUUUUUUACUUUUGUUUUCGUAUUGACCUGUAAAUAAAAGCUUCCGUCGUAGCAUAUGAACUUACGUAUUUUAUAUCUAAGCUAAAUUUAGCAUGUAAAAUAUAUAUACAUAUAUAAAGAUUAUAAAAAGAAACAAAAAGUAAAAACUACAAUUUACAGGGUGAUUUUUAUGAAAAUUCAGUUGUAUGUUUGAAAAACAAAAAUUAGCGUUAACCAAUUACGAAAACAAAAACAAAAACGUGUUUUAAAUUUAGUUUAAACAUUUUUGUUGGGCGCCAUAUUUAAUUUUAAAAACAACAUAAAAUGGUUAAUGAAAUUUGUAUAUUAGUGAGUGCAAGAACAUAUUUGUAAAAUAUUUUUUUUUUUUUUUCAAUUUUUGCGUUGACCAACCGAAAGCAAGCAGCGGCUGCUUCAAUUGUGCAACUCGCAUUUGUUUAAAUAAUUAAGGAAUAAAAAAAGAACAAAAACAAAAAAACGUUGUUUUUGCAUGUGUUAAAUUGCAAUGCAUUCAAAGGUCGAAGGUCGAGAGGUGGUUAUUCAAAUUUUUACAUUUAGUUCAGACGUAACAAACAAGCUUUAAAUUAUAUAAUUUUUAUAAAAAUAUAUAUACACAUGGCAUAAAAUAUACAAAAAACAAAAAGAAAACCAAAAUGAAAAGGCAUACAUAUUUAUAUUUAACAAUAAAUGUAUGCAUUAAAAAUCCAAAAACAAAAACUUGAUAAAUUAUACAAUACACAAGAAGAAAAAGAAAAACAUUGAGCUAAAAUGGGCUAAUUUGUGCGCCAGGCUUAGUAAAUAUAUAUUAACGAAAAAUUUAAUUUAUAUGAUGUAUAUGUACGUAUGUAUAUUAAAUGUAAGCAUAUUCAGUGUGUGUUAACGCCGGCAUAUAGGUAUAUACUUAUGUAUAUGGAUAUGACAUCUAAGAACACAAACCCAAAUAAACAAAAUGAUAACGAUAAUAUGUAUGUGUAUGUUUUGCUUAUGUACAAGUCUACAGUUAUAUGCGCAUACAUUUAUAUAAAUACAUAUAUACUAAUAUAUAUAUAAAUAUGCAUAUAUAAACAUAAUGUAUCUAACUAUAUAUACAUACAUAUAUGUAUAUAUAUGUACGACAAAACAAAUAAAUUAAUGCUGAAUACGCAAAACAGAAUACAUAAUAUUCGAGUAUGUAAAUUACAUUCAAAUGCAUAGGUAAAACAUCAACAAGGAUGUGUACAAACAAAAAUGAAAAGUUAAAAAAAAGAACUUAAAAAUAAAUAUGCAUCACAUUAAAUCACAAAAUGAAAAGAAACGAAAAUAUGCUUCAAAUAUAUGUCAACAUUCACCGCUAACAAUUUAGAACUUAACUUAAAACUUACUUUUUGCUCAAAUGUGGAUCGCAACAAAUUGAUUUGCAUUCGGUUCUUUGCGAUUGAGAAACUAAAUACAUUGCAUAUUUACGUAUGUCAUGGAGUAACAUUUAUACUAUAUGUACUUACUUAUAUAUGUGUAUCUAUUAUGGUUGUGCCGAGGCAUGUAAGGGCGUCUCUGAAAAUACCCCAAAUACAAAUACAUACCUACCAAAAAAAAAAGAAACAAACAAAAAGAAAAUAUGCGUUAAAU
Drosophila montana is the source of this 8387-nucleotide messenger RNA. It is a transcript of the gene Alk, whose product is annotated as Anaplastic lymphoma kinase. The transcript is spliced from 9 exons. Lineage: Eukaryota; Metazoa; Arthropoda; Insecta; Diptera; Drosophilidae. Bases 670 to 6033 code for a protein of 1787 amino acids. Gene Ontology annotation, biological process: regulation of neuron differentiation; multicellular organism development; positive regulation of kinase activity. Gene Ontology annotation, cellular component: signaling receptor complex; plasma membrane. The record is from RefSeq and is a predicted model, not a curated record. Gene Ontology annotation, molecular function: ATP binding; transmembrane receptor protein tyrosine kinase activity; protein binding.